AUGACCCACUGUUGCUCCCCUUGCUGUCAGCCUACGUGCUGCAGGACCACCUGCUGCAGGACCACCUGCUGGCAGCCCACCACUGUGACCACCUGCCGCAGCACACCCUGCUGCCAGCCCUCCUGCUGUGUGUCCAGCUGCUGCCAGCCUUGCUGCCGCCCAACUUGCUGUCAAAACACCUGCUGCAGGACCACCUGCUGCCAGCCCACCUGUGUGACCAGCUGCUGCCAGCCUUCCUGCUGCAGCACACCCUGCUGCCAGCCCUCCUGCUGUGGGUCCAGCUUCUGUGGCCAAACCAGCUGUGGGUCCAGCUGCUGCCAGCCCAGCUCCUGUGCACCCGUCUACUGCAGGAGAACCUGCUACCACCCCACGACUGUCUACCUGCCUGGUUGCCUCAACCAGAGCUGUGGCUCCAGCUGCUGCCAGCCCUGCUGCCGCCCAGCCUGCUGUGAGACCACCUGCUGCAGGACCACUUGCUUCCAGCCCACUUCUGUGAUCAGCUGCUGUCAGCCUUCUUGCUGCUGA
Molecule: messenger RNA, 525 nt
Organism: Pan troglodytes (chimpanzee)
Lineage: Eukaryota; Metazoa; Chordata; Mammalia; Primates; Hominidae
Product: keratin-associated protein 9-2-like
Exons: 1
Coding region: 1-525 (174 amino acids)
Cellular component (GO): keratin filament
Source: RefSeq, a predicted model, not a curated record